GGUAUUUCAAACAGCAAUUCGAUCACAGCCAACAUUUCCACUGAAAAUUUAAUUAAAGCUAAACUUUGUAGUUGAAAAAUUCAGUCUUCCGUAGUGCUUCCUUUCUGCAGCCAAUCCCCAGCACCGUGCCAGCCACACAGACCACACUGCCACAGCGCAGUGAGGGGGCAUCGAAGCGGCAGUUUGGACACAACCGGAGGACAGGGGCAGUGUGCAGGCCGGGGAGGAGGAUGGCUCCCGGGGAGCUGAGGGGCGGCAAGCACUGUGGGGCAGGAGGAGGCCUGCACUGCUGGUCACCAUGUCUGCAACCAUCACCAAACACUCGUUCCGUUAUCAGGAACAUUUCAGAGCUCUUGAGAUUAGUGGCUGGUGCCAUGUAAACAGAGCCUUAUAUUGGGCAGACGGAGUUACCAGCAGGCCAGCACACAGUGGGAAGAAGCCAAGGCCGGCCCCAGACCUCAGACUCCGAACAAAGAAGGACCCGAGAUGGGCAACAGCCUGAAAGCCAUUGUUGCUUUUGUGCCCUCCGAUGAGUGCCAGAAGUACCUCCUGGAGGACCUGGAGGAGAUGCCUGUGGACAAAAUGGUGGACCUGAGCAGCAGGCAGCUGCGGAGGCUGCCCCUGCACAUCUGCUCCUUCAGGGAACUGGUCAAGUUGUACCUGAGCAACAACAACCUGACGCACCUCCCUCCUGAGCUGGAGCAGCUGCAGAACCUGCAGAUUCUGGCGCUGGACUUCAACAACUUCAGGGCACUGCCGCUGGCCGUGUGCGCACUGAAGCAGCUCUGCAUCCUCUACCUGGGCAACAAUAAGCUCUGCAGCCUGCCUCUCGAGCUGCGGCUCCUGCAGAACCUCAGGACCCUCUGGAUCGAGUCCAACUACCUGCAGCAGCUGCCUGAGGUGGUGUGUGAACUCAGCUUGCUCAAGACACUGCACGCCGGUUCCAACGCGCUGCGCACACUGCCCACCCGCCUGCGGAGCCUGCGCGAGCUGCGUUCCAUCUGGCUCUCAGGCAACUUACUGGCCGAGUUCCCCUCUGUGCUCCUGCACAUGCCUUCUCUGGAGGUGAUUGACGUGGACCGCAACGCCAUCCGCUUCUUCCCCAGCCUGGCCCACCUGCCCGGCCUCAAGCUGGUGAUCUACGACCACAACCCCUGCCGCAAUGCCCCCAAGGUGGCCAAGGGGGUACGCAGGGUGGGGAGGUGGUCGGAGGAGAGCCCUGAGCCCCGCAAGCGCUCUGGGGCUGUGAUUGAAAUCUCGCUCAGUGAGAGACCGUUGCCACUGCCUGCCAUCAAAGCUGAGCCAGAAGCCGAGGCCUGCUAAUUGCUGCCGGUCCACAGCCCCACAGCACGACAGAGGAAGCAACAUGCAGCAGAGAGCUCUGUUCUUACAGCUGCCGUCUUCUUCCCGGAAGAUCUGUGACCACUCCAGUUUUGUCGUUGCCAAGUAGCGGUUAGAAUGAUGGUGAGGGUGGCUGGGUGCGGUUCUGCUGGUUCUUGUGCCUGUAAGGUCUGCCUUAGUGGCAGCUGCGUGUGCCGAGGUUUGAUGCAAUAGCAAAGAAAACCAAAGCCCUGGCUAAAACAGGAGAACCACAGCUGCAGCAGAGGGAGCCGUGCAUGUGGAACCAGAGGACUGGGAGCCCACCUCUCCAGGCUCACAUGGGAGCUGUAGCUGAG
Messenger RNA from Numida meleagris (helmeted guineafowl), 1676 nucleotides. RefSeq names its product leucine rich repeat containing 10 (gene LRRC10). Gene Ontology annotation, molecular function: protein binding. NCBI's taxonomy places the organism in Eukaryota, Metazoa, Chordata, Aves, Galliformes, Numididae. The coding region runs from base 487 to 1323 and encodes 278 amino acids. The record is from RefSeq and is a predicted model, not a curated record. The transcript has a single exon.